Plenodomus lingam JN3 is the source of this 1992-nucleotide messenger RNA. Lineage: Eukaryota; Fungi; Ascomycota; Dothideomycetes; Pleosporales; Leptosphaeriaceae. The record is from RefSeq and is a predicted model, not a curated record.
AUGCAACUGAGCACGGGGAUCGAGUCUCCCGUGGUUCUCAACAGAAGCUUGUCACGCGCUUUCCAAGUCCACCAGCAUCUUUUACUGGGCGGAAAUACAGAGAAUCUCGUUGGUCCUGAUUUUAGCCUUCGUGUCAGGUGGAGACCCCCUUCUUGGGACGAAUUGGACGACAUGAUUGAGACAGACACGGCCAAUGGAUCUUUCUUCCUGAAUAUCGAGAGCAUCAGGGUACAUGGCAAGCAGCGCUCCGCUCAAGAUGGCGACCAAACUCCGCAUGCGAGAAAAAGUCGGGUUUUGUUGCGAGCCAAAAGCUCAAUCAAAGCUUCGUUCUUCCCAGAGUCAUCUCAGGUCUGCCGUACGAGGUCGACCUUGAACGCAGUCCUGAAAGCCAAUGAUCGAGGAUCGGAAGGUAGUGCCUCUGUGGAUAUUGAACCUUUUGUUAUUAAACGCCAAAAUUUGGUCCCCACUUCAAGCCGGGUGACCUCAGGAACAAGCUACCUGAUGGAGCUCAGACUUACGUUCACUUCGAAAGAUGAAGCUGAAGAUUUUUAUGACUACAUGGGUGUAAAGAACAUUGCGGGAAACCCAUUGCAGCUGGUCAGUAUCUAUGAAAAUAUCCUUCACUGCCCAUCUGGGCCAACAAUGCUUCAAAUGAAAGACCACACAAACCAAUUGGUUUUUGAUCUAGAAGUCUGCAUGUGGUGGGCCAAUACAGUGCCAGAGUCGAUUUUGGUACGAUCAAAUCGAACUCUAAGAAGCAGAGAGAAGCGGACGAGACCUUAUCUAACGCCACCACUCGAUGUGGAUCGACAACCGAAAUUUCAGAUAAAAUAUGUACUUGGCAACAUAAUUGUUCAGAAGUCCGGGUUGGCUUGUCCACUAGACGGGUGCAGGACAUCCAAAAUGACCGAUAUAAAGGAUUUGAGGAUGCAUCUGGAAAGUUUGCAUGAUCACUUCAGAUGCACGGCCCUUCAGGAAGAGGUGGAUGAGCAGGGUGUUGAGCAUUGGAAGUUCGAGAUCGAAGUUGCUGAUCAUCGAGCUGAAAAACGCACAAGUGAUCGGGCUGAUGAGCCGAUGGAUGUUCAUGUGCAUGCACCAGGACAUCCAUUCGAUAGAGACUUACAUCUGCAAGGCAUCACUGCGUUUCAUCAAGUUGCUACACAGAAGCACCCACCAAAACAUUUUGCAUUAAAAGGAAGACAAACGACAUCAACAACGAAAACAAUAAGAAAGCGCGCAGAAGCCGUACAGGCUCGGCCAGCACGACCUAAGAGGGCAUACAUUGUGCCAGAAGCCCCACCUGGAAUUACCUUCUUUCGGUCUGUCACCAAACAACCUCUACAUGCCGGAGAUGAGAUCAGCGAAUCCGAUGAAGAAGUAGAUCUUGGAUGGAUGCAACUGCGUAGAGACGCAGAAAUCAGCAAAGAAGGGAUUACCGAAGUCGCAAAGCGUUUCCAGAAAGCUUUCGAUGGUUUCAUGCAGGACGAGAAUUUACAGGCGGAUAUUCAUGCAAGUGACGCUGUAGUGAGGUUUACGCGAGAAAUGAACUCAUGGCUAUCUGAGGACGUCUUUGGAGAGCUAAGCUCCAAGCUAGAUGAGCUGCUUCAAGACGAUAUCAUAACCAAGGACACACAUACCGCCUGUUUGGAAAUUGUUCGCACUCCACAAUUUGAAGGCCAAGCCGCAGAUGAAGCUCAACACAGAUUUGAGUCUACAGAAAUGGGAUUGCACCCAAUCCUAAAAACGAAUAGUGGUAGGAAAGGCAGGGGAAAAGCCAAGGUUACGAAUACUGGUCAUCUCACACCUAUCACCACAGACUCAGACGGUGAUCUGGAGAUGCGAGAGACAGUAUUGAAUUCUGAUUCAAGGAUGCAACCUCCUGGGCUCUACUCAACGACACAGCCUACGUAUGACGAAUGUUACUGUGGCGAAGAUCCAUUGGUAUCAUUUAAUGCUUCGCCAGUCAUUGCCUGUAACAGACUUAGUGUUUAG